AUGUUAUUUUUUAAUAGAGAUGACUAAUAAUAAAAUCGUUAACUCAAACAUGACCUAUUAAUAAAACACAAGUUAUUAAGGUAUUAUUAUUAAUAUAAAUAAAAGACCAAACGACCUUUUAAUAUAAACGAAGAAUUAUAUAUCUGAUCAUAAAAAAUAAAGUAUCAUUAUGUGGUAGAUUGGAUUAAUACUCAUCUAAACAGUAAUAGGAUUCAAAGACUAUUCAUACUAUUAUAGUUCCAUUUUUGGAUGGAAUUAAUAGCCGAUUUACAUGCAAAUAUGCCUGACAUGCACCCUCAUUAAUGUGUUUGUAAUUAAUAGUGUUAAUCAUAGCUUAUGCCUCUAUUUGUCAAUGUGUUACAGAAAUAGUAAUAAAAACUUAAUCAAAUGGAACUUAAUAUGUCUGCCAUCCAAGAUUUUAACCAUGGGGUUCAGGAGGGUUUCCUUAUAAAGAUAUAUAUUCAGUUCAUUGUGGAUAUGCAUUAGGCAUGUCAUUAGUAAUGGAGUUGUAAUCAGAUGGACAUUAUAAAUAUUUUUGUUAAUGUAAGGAUUGUUAAUCUAUGAAUUAGACUUCUCAAGUUUUGAAGGAUAUAGACGGUGUUUGAUAUUGUCCUCUUAGUAGGGUUAUUUAAAAUGUUUGUUUUGUAAAUUUCCUUACUCUGGAUAUUAUUGCAAUGACUUCAAUUUUAAUUAUGAUUAAAGAUAGACAGAUCCACCAAGAAGUAAUUCAAAUAUGAGUAUUAUAGGGUGUUUUGGAAAUUGUAUUGAAUGUUCAGAAUAGGGAGAAUGUUUAACCUGUAGAUAUGGUUAUGCAAAAAGUAAUUCAUUAGAUACUUAAUGUAAUUUAUGUAAUUAAUAAAUAAAAAUUUAUAGAUUGUUAAGGGUUUCAAAGUUGCUAUCGGGAUGGAAAUGGCAAUAUUGUUUAUAGUUCUGAUUGUUAAUAAGGCUACAUAAAAAGUUAAAAUUAUGAUCCUCCUUAUUGUGCAGGUUAUUAUAUUAAAACGACUAUUUAGGCAAUUAUUUACCUUGUUAAUCACCAUAUUCUUGGAAUAAUUCAAUUAGUUGUAAUUCUUGUUAAGAUGGAUAUUUUUUAAAAUAUAAAUAUCCGGAUAAUUGGAGUGAUAGAGAGUGUUAGCAAUAUGAUUGGAAUUGUCACCCUUUCAGAUAAUAGACACAAAAUAAAGUAGUCAAUUCUGGUUACUUUCAAUUUUAUGUAUUGAAUUAUAUCAUAAAUAGACAAUUUGCAAUUAAUGUGAUCCAGGUUUCUAUUUUAACGAAGGAACAUUCUAUUGCACUAGUAAUAAUUAAUUUACAACUCUUUAGAUGUUAGAUUUUCGAAACCUAAUAAAAAUAAUUGUAUCCUAUUAGAUCCACAAGGAAAUAAUUGCAUAGCCUGUUUGUUGCAGUAUGCACUACAACCAGAUGGAACAUGCAAAGAGGUUGUUUGUGAUUAAAAAUGUUCUACUUGUUUGGAUACCAAUCCAAGUUAUUGUACAACUUGUGAUAGUUUGGAAAAUAAAAUAGCUGAUAAUGGUACCUGCAUAUGCUUACCAAACUCUGGUAUGGCACAAGAUAAUUGCAUAACUUGUACAGAGGGUUUUUGCAAUUAAUGUGACCAGCUGGACUUUUAUUCAUGUAUUUCAUGUAAAUCGGGAAAAAACAGAAUACUAGCCAAUAAACUAUAUGAUUGUAUAACUGGUUAUUAUGAUCCUGGAAAUGAUGAUUAAAUCUGUCUUGGUAAAUUAUUUGAUUCAUAUUUUAGUUUGUGAUUAUACUUGUUUUAAUUGUAACGGUCCAACAUAUUAAGAUUGUACUGAAUGUCCGGAUGAAAACACAACGAACAGAAUUAAAAUUGAGAAUGCUUGUCCGUGCAAAACUGGAUAUGCAGAUUUGGCAAUUAAAGAAUCGAAAUGCGGACGUAUUAAUUAAAUUAAAUCUUAGCAUGCCAUCCAAGAUGUAAAACAUGUUUUUAAGCAGCUGACUAAACUUCAAAUUAAUAUUGUCUAAAAUGUAUACCUGGAUAAAAUCGUGUUGUUUCUGAGACUUUUAACUGCGAAUGCUAAGUUAAUUCUGGUGAUCUAAAUGGUACUCUCGAUGUUUGCAUAAGUAUUUCAUAAAUUAAACAUAGUUUGUCAUUACACAUGUGGAAGUUGUAAUGGUACUAAAAAUACAGAUUGUGUAUAAUGUUCAGAAAGUUCUAAUAGAGAAUUGACAACUACAGGGGAAUGCUUGUGUAAAUUAUCAUAUUAUGAUGAUGAAACGGAAAAUAUAGAGUGUUAAAGUAAAUUAUUAGAAUUUAUCAAUAGAAUGCCAUUAUUCAUGUAUCACAUGUGAAAACAGUACUGAAAAAGAUGCAUGCUCACUAUGUCCUCCAACUAGAAAACCUAGUUAUUCUGGGAGUAAAUUUGAAUGCAUCUGUAGUUCUGAAAAUUAUUUUGAUGAUGGAUUUUCAUCACAAUGUCAAUAAUGCGAUUAAAAUUGUUUAACAUGUAAUGGUCCUUUACCGUCAAAUUGUCUAACAUGUGAUAUACAUUAUAGAUAAAUGGAUUUAUCAUCUUGCAUAUGUCCAACUAGGCAUUAUGAUAUUGGAUUUUUAGAAUGUGCAAGUAAUUUAAGAAUAUAUUUAUAGAAUGUCACUACUCUUGCCAAUAAUGUUUUGAUAACACUUUUGAUAGUUGUAUUGUUUGUUCUCUUGAGCUUAAUUUUAGAGUAUUAAAAGGCAACAUCUGUAAAUGCAUUGAUGGAUAUUAUGAAGAGAGCGGGAUUGCUUAGUGUAAAAGUAAUUAUUUGAAUAUUAAUAAUUUAUAGAAUGUUCAUACAGAUGUGAAACGUGUGAAACAUCAGCAGAAAAAUGUUUAACUUGCCCUUUAAAUUCUUUACGUAUACUUGAUCCUUCGAAAGGGUGUUAUUGUCCAGGAGAAUAUUACGAUAAGCAAGAAGAAAUAGCUUGUUAAAGUAAUCUUCCUAACUAUCAAAGGAUGCCAUUUCAAAUGCAAAACAUGCGAUGGAAAGGAUUAGAAUAACUGUCUAGCAUGUGAUUCAGUUGCUAAUAGAGAAUUUCAUGAGAAUGAAUGCAAAUGCAAACCACAUUACUUCGAAAUGGAAGUUUAGGAAUGUACUUGUAAUAAUAUUAAUGUAAAAUAUAGCCUGCAGUGCAUUCUGUUAUGAAUGUGAUAGCAAUUUUUAAAAAUGUAAUUCGUGCAAUGAUGAUAGAUAUUUAAUUAACAAUACUUGCAAAUGCAUUACAAAAUUAAAUGGAGGAUCAAUAAGUACAUUUGAAUAUAAUGGGAUGAUUAAAUGCUAAAGUAUAUGAUCAAAAUAAUUUUUAGAAUGUCAUUAUUCGUGUGGAACCUGUGGAGGAAUUGAGGAAGGAGAUUGCAUUACUUGUAUGGAAUCUGAGCAAAGAUUGUAAGUUGGAAAUACUUGUGUCUGUAAAGAUGGAUAUUUUGAUGCAGGAUUGGCUGAGUGUUAAAGUAUUAAUAAGAUUUUUACACUAAGAAUGCAGUUAUAAAUGUAAAGGAUGCACAAAGCAAUCUGAAAGUUGCACUUCUUGUGUGGAUAAUAGCUUCAGGGAAUAUAUUUCUGGUUUCAAAAAAUGUCAAUGUAUUCAAAGAUUUUAUGAUGAUGGGAUCAACGAAAUUUGCAAAUGUAAGGCUGUUAUUAAUCAUUUUAAGAAUGCCAUUAUACUUGCCUUAGAUGCAAUGAUAUUGAAACUAAAUGUGAAUUGUGUUCAAUUUUAUCAAACAGAAUUUAUAAUGAUUAGUUUUUUUCUUGUGACUGCAACAUUGGUUAUUAUGAUACUGGAGUUGAAAUUUGA
Paramecium octaurelia is the source of this 3817-nucleotide messenger RNA. NCBI's taxonomy places the organism in Eukaryota, Ciliophora, Oligohymenophorea, Peniculida, Parameciidae. The record is from the annotation of a GenBank genome assembly.